Molecule: messenger RNA, 4966 nt
Organism: Scatophagus argus
Lineage: Eukaryota; Metazoa; Chordata; Actinopteri; Scatophagidae
Product: AMP deaminase 2-like
Exons: 18
Coding region: 1752-4577 (941 amino acids)
Biological process (GO): AMP metabolic process; IMP salvage
Cellular component (GO): cytosol
Molecular function (GO): AMP deaminase activity
Source: RefSeq, a predicted model, not a curated record
AUGUGAGUAAUAUGGUUUUGUUAAAAUGUGUUUUCAUGGGGGUUAGUUAAGAUUUUUGUUUCAGACAAAAAUAGGCCUUCGUUUUUUAGCCUUUGCUGCUGCACCAGAUGGUGUGUCGGCCCUCUCAAAAACUGGGUCAGAUAUCAGAGAAAGCCAGGGAGGCACCCUGAAACAAGAUUUUUAUUUGGGAAAGAUAAACCUUGACAUCUUCCAUGUUUGUCAGUCACCCACUGACUUGAAGCAUGUUUUGGCCCACCUCAUUUAAAGCGGUUUAAUUUUAGGUAUUUGAUUGCUCUGUAGGUUUAUUCUUAAGUCUUCAUGGCAUAGUUUGUGACUAGAGUUUAGUUCAUUAUAUAUGUUAAUACCAGAAGCCAUUGUGAGCAUAAUCCUGUAGCUGCAGAGUCAAUUCAGCUCUCCUAUGAAGUGUUUAAGUGUAAUUAGGUGGAUGAUGGUGGAGGAAAUGAAUGAAUGAAUGGAUGAAUGAGUGAGUGUUUGGCAGUGUGUCACCAUUGCUGAAGAGGUAAUGGACAGCAACAGUACUGAAACUGUCUUUAUAACAAGUGCUGUGUCUGAUUAUUUUGUUCUAUACUGGGAGUAAGUUUAAUGCCUGUAAUGUUGUAAUUUUGAUAAACUGAGGCUGCUUUUGUGGCAGUCGUGUGCCCAGCAGGAACAAACAUGCUUUUGUCUAUCUGCAAAAAACUUUCGUUCCACUAGAUGGGGAUCUUUACUCUUUUUUUCUUUUUCUAGCUCUUUGACUCUGACCAAAAUACAACAUAGGCUCAACAUUAGCUGGCCAGUUAAUCAAUUGUCAGUGUUGUGCAGGUUCAGCUGAUGCGAUGCAGUUUUUGAAUGUGACAUGAAAAAUUCAGAAUCUUUUCUGAACCAUUUUGCUUAGUGUAUGCCCUGAGGUCUCAAGAAAGGCUUGUCAUUUUGAAAAGCCAAAUUAUAGCUGACUUGAUCACAUGUAAAGAUGUGUUCAUGUGUAGUCUGUCUGAUUUACGCAAGUGUUAUCUAAGAAAAUCUUUAGCUUUGUAGUUAAUAAAGACUUUUAAAUAAAGUUUUAUUUGACACUUUUACACUAUUUUACUUAAUUUCCCUCUGGAUCAUUUCUAUCUAUCCAUUUAUCUUGAUUGAUGUCUAUGCCCGCAGCAUGAGGUGUCAAUAAAGCAAAGUUUAAAAAAAGCAAAGUGUCAAAAAAAAACCAACAACUUUAUUUGUUUUACUUGUUUUGGAAGGUCAUGUGGUUAUUGCACUUUAAAUCAUAAAAGUGCAUAGUAAUAAUUAAUUCUUCUAAACUACAUGAGGCGCAGGAAGUUGUCUCGUCAUGGCUUGCGUUACUGGCCCUUGUUGGGCAUUGGUUGUCACUAUUUAUAAUACUUCAUAUCAGGCGGUCCUGUGCUGUGUGUGUUUAAGCGGUCUGUCUACCCUCAGAAUUUUCCAGCAGAGAAGAUUGAGAGUUCAUUGGUCAGCUUACACACUAAGCUGGUUUCUGUGCUUAUCCAGUCUGACCACUCAGUAUCUUUGACUUUUUUUUGUCACCUGCUGUUCAUCUGGAUCUGCUGUGUUUGUGUUUUUGUUUUCUCUCUUGCUCGGUUAAAUAUGCUUCCUCAUGAUAUACAGCGUUUCUAAUUGCUAUUUUUAGACGAGUGGAAAAAACUUUUGUCCUUCACUCACCUUGCCGCUCAGCUGGCGGGUUGUAGUCGGUCUCCAGGCUUCCUGGCUGUCAUGCUAGUUACACACUUUGAUCUGCAAUGCCCUCCUCGGUGGCUGUUUUUCCCUGCGUUGGCUACAGGAAGCUCAUUCCUUGGUUGCUAGGGCAACCGAGGAGGAUGGCCCCCAGUAGGAGUGGGGGAAGCCUUGGGCUGCCUUUGAGCUCGUCGUUUUGCAGUGUGCCUGUGGACCUGCUGUGGGCCGGGAGGAGGAGCCAUCUCUGUAGAGGAGCCGGCCCAGUAUGGCUCCUGCCGCCCAGCUGCCCCACCAUGAGACAGAGCACCAGCAUUAGAGCUAGUGCACCUCUCUCCCUCUGCUGGCCACUGCACAACUCUGACUCACUCUGCUCCAGUAGAAACAGGAGCACAGGCGGCAAGAUGUCAUCCUCCACCAGCAGCGAUGGACAAGGGAAGCCUAAAUCUAAAUCCCCAUUUCGCAAGAGGGGGAGCCUGCAGAGCACCACCAGCCCUGACCUGUACAGUGCAUCCGUGCCCAAGCCCCUCAAGCCCCAGAGAUCUCUUCCUGGGACGCCUGUUUCUAUCAAACACUACCCAAUUGACCUGCGGAGAUCCAUGGAGGAAAAGUACAAAGAGAUUGCUGAGGAGCUGUUCACACGCAGCAUGACAGAAAGCGAGAUGCGAAGUGCUCCUUAUGAGUUCCCAGAGGACAGCCCCAUCGAACAGCUGGAAGAGCGACGGCACCGCCUAGAGAGGCAAAUCAGCCAGGAGAUUAAGCUUGAGCCAGAGAUCUUGCUCCGUGCCAAACAGGACUUCAUGAAAAUCGACAGUGCUCCAGAUCUAGAGUUAAUCAAGGAGAAGAGUGUGGACACCGUUGACGAUGGCAUUAAGGAGCGGGAAAUGCCAAUAGAGAAGGAGUACCAACGGGUCUCAAUAUCUGGAGAGGAAAAGUGCGGGGUGCCCUUCACUGAUCUUGUAGAUGCAGCAAAGUGUGUGGUGAAGGCAUUAUUCAUUCGGGAGAAGUACAUAAACCGAUCUAUGCAGAAUUUUUGUAAGACCACGGCUCACGCCCUGCACGAGCUCGGGAUGAAGCCUCUGGAUCUGAAGGUCUAUGACGACAUACCAGAGACCCCUGUUGAUGCUGAUGCCCCGGUCCACCCACCUGUUUCAGAGACACACCCCUAUGACAAUCAGGAUCCCAAGAAUAUGCCUGCAGACACAGGAUAUGGUUGCAAGAUGGUGGAUGGAGUAGUUCAUGUUUACACCAAGAAGAACAACAUGGAAAAAAGUACCGAACUGGACCUUCCCUAUCCUGACCUGAAGGAGUAUAUUGCUGACAUGAAUGUUAUGAUGGCCCUCAUUAUAAACGGACCAGUGAAGUCUUUCUGCUACCGCCGCCUGCAGUACCUGAGCUCUAAAUUCCAGAUGCACAUCCUCCUGAAUGAGAUGAAGGAGCUGGCAGCUCAGAAGAAAGUCCCGCACAGAGACUUCUACAACAUACGAAAGGUGGACACACACAUACAUGCAUCAUCCUGCAUGAAUCAGAAGCACCUGCUCCGAUUCAUCAAGAGAGCCAUGAAGAAAUACCCCGAGGAGAUUGUUCACGUUGAGCACGGCCGUGGGCAGACCCUCAAGGAGGUGUUUGAGAGCAUGAACCUGACUGCCUUCGACCUGAGUGUGGACACCCUCGACAUGCACGCUGACCGUAAUACGUUCCAUCGCUUUGACAAGUUCAAUGCCAAAUACAACCCCAUCGGAGAGUCCAUCCUCAGAGAGAUCUUCAUCAAGACUGACAACUAUAUUGAAGGAAAAUACUUUGCACACAUAAUCAAGGAGGUGAUGUCUGACUUGGAGGAGAGUAAGUACCAGAACUCGGAGCUACGCCUGUCCAUCUAUGGUCGCUCCAGAGACGAAUGGGAUAAGCUGGCUCAGUGGGCUGUUAAACAUCGAGUGUACUCUGAUAAUGUGCGCUGGCUCAUCCAGGUGCCCCGUCUGUUCGACGUGUACCACACAAAGAAACAGCUGGCUAAUUUCCAGGAGAUGUUAGAGAAUAUCUUCAUGCCUCUGUUUGAAGCCACAAUGAACCCCCGCAGUCAUCCUGAGCUGCACCUCUUCCUGGAGCAUGUGGUGGGCUUCGACAGCGUGGACGAUGAGUCCAAACCUGAGCACCACAUUUUCAAUCUUGACAGUCCACUGCCACCUAACUGGACAGAAGAAGACAACCCACCCUACUCUUACUACCUCUACUACACCUAUGCCAACAUGACCGUGCUCAACCACCUGCGAAGGCGACGAGGCUUCCACACGUUUGUGCUGCGACCUCACUGUGGGGAAGCCGGGCCGAUCCACCACCUGGUGUCAGGUUUCAUGUUAUCAGAGAACAUCUCCCAUGGGCUGCUGCUCAGAAAGGCCCCAGUGCUGCAGUAUCUUUACUACCUUGCUCAGAUUGGCAUCGCCAUGUCACCACUGAGUAACAACAGUCUGUUCCUCAGCUACCAUCGCAACCCGCUGCCCGAGUAUCUGUCCAGGGGCCUCAUGGUCUCUCUGUCCACUGAUGAUCCUCUUCAGUUCCACUUCACCAAGGAGCCUCUGAUGGAGGAGUACAGCAUUGCUACUCAGGUGUGGAAACUGAGUUCCUGUGACAUGUGUGAGCUGGCAAGAAACAGUGUCCUCAUGAGUGGGUUUUCACACAAGGCCAAAAGCUACUGGCUGGGCCCCAGUUAUUGUAAGGAGGGUCCCUUGAGCAACGACAUCCGCCGCACCAACGUCCCCGACAUCCGCGUGGCGUACCGCAGCGAGACGCUCUCCGAGGAGCUUCAACUCAUCACUCAGGCUGUGCGCACCGAAGAGCUGGACACCAUAGAUGAGGAGGACGCUCUAUCCAUGGGGCCUCUCCCGGGAGGACGCUGAAAUCCCAAUCACCUGGAUGUGUCCUGUAAAAUCCCCAACCCCCAUGCUCCACCCAGAAUAACACUGAAGAGCAAGAUGUGAUCAUAAUUUUGUCUUUCAUCCUACAUAGAGCAUAAACACCAUGUGCCAUCGCCACAGAAGUACGCCGCACACUGACAGCUACACGGCUACCAGAAAGCCAGCGAUACAGUUCUGCGCACAGCCCUUCAGCUUCAUUGUUCUUUUGUGUCAGGGCUUCCCCCAGCUCCUGUUGUAUAACCUCUGCCUCUGUUGUUCUCUGUGAAAUGUUUACUCCCUGUAUGAAGGUUAGCGGACAUGACCAGCACCAGGGUUUUUAGUGAAUGAAAAGCAUGGAAACCCGCAGCACUUUCUUUAUUUCUAGGUAUAUG